AUGUCGGUCGCGAAGUCGAGAUUGCUGGAAUUGAUGAAGGUCCAAUGCCGGAUCUUCUCAACUACAUUCAACCCCGACAGACUUAGAACAGGAAAUAAGAUUCUUCGACAGAGAUUAAAGGGACCAGCGUUAGCUGCAUACUACCCACGAAAAAUGGCGACCAUAAAAGAUCUGCAGAAGGCCUACGACGAAUAUGACGUCGAAACUUAUGACGAUGAUGAAGAAGAUAGAUUUGAACACAUUACUAUUCUGAAAGCAAGAGGAAAGGGAGCACCGAAGAAGAAGAGGACUGCGGAAGAUUCCAAGAAGUUCAAGGGAAAGAAGAGGUAG
Messenger RNA from Sclerotinia sclerotiorum 1980 UF-70, 330 nucleotides. RefSeq names its product mitochondrial 37S ribosomal protein RSM27. Lineage: Eukaryota; Fungi; Ascomycota; Leotiomycetes; Helotiales; Sclerotiniaceae. The coding region runs from base 1 to 330 and encodes 109 amino acids. Gene Ontology annotation, cellular component: mitochondrion. The transcript has 4 exons. The record is from RefSeq and is a predicted model, not a curated record.